GCCGCACUCUCUAGUUGCUAUCAGACUUCCGCCUCGGUAUUAUAAUCAAUAAAUCUUAAUCCAUGCACCACUUUCAUGAUAUCGGUAUUGUUUAAGGAUCUGCGCUCCUCCACGUUUCCGGUUGCGCUCGAGGCUUGGCGCUGAGGUCGCCAUGGCAGCUCACGCGAGCGAACUGGAGCUGGCGAAGAAGAACCUAACGGACGCCAUCGGAGACAAUAUAAAGCAUUACUGGGCAAAUCUAAAGCUGUGGUUUAAACAGAAGAUCAGUAAAGAAGAGUUUGAUGUUGAAGCUCGCCGCCUCCUGGGACACGAUAAUGUUCACGUCCACAAUGACUUCCUGCUGGCCAUCCUCACACGCUGCCAGAUCAUUGUAUCUGCUCCAGCAGAGGGUCCCAGCUCACUGCAGUGGUCCGUCGGUCCUCCCUCGAAGCCUGCCAAGCUGAAAGGCAAAAAGAAAUUUUCCUCUGUGCGACAGAAAUUCGACCAUCGCUUUCAGCCCCAGAACCCGCUGAGUGGAGCGCAGACGUUCAGCCCCCGCGAGCCCGGAGCCGAGGAGGACGAGAUGAAGCUCAGCGCUCACACCCUGCUACUGCCGACUCGGGGGCAACUGGAAGCCCGGAUGAUGGUCACCGCCUUCGAGAUGGGCCUGGACAACGUCACCGAGGACGCCGUGAGCACUAUCGUGUGCGCUCUAGAGGUGCAUCUGAAAGACCUCAUCACGGCGGUGGUGUCGAGGAGAAAAGCCUACCGCCUGAGAGACGGACACUUCCGAUACGCCUUCGGCAACGACGUCGCCCCGCAGCCGUACCUCAAGAACAGCCUGGCCGCGUACCACACCCUCACAGAGUACCCCCCUCCUAGUGCCUCGCUGCAGGCAGCUCUGCCUCCUCAGGUGUCUCCUGAUGAUGCAGAACAGCAGGCUGCUUUCCUAUUGGCCUGCUCUGGCACCAGCGCCCCCGCCCCUCUGCCUCCCAUCAGCUUGUUCGAUCUCCUUGAGGCGCUACAGGUGCACCGCAGCGUAAUGCCGUCUCACACCGUGUACGCUCUGAACGUGGAGCGCAUCCUCGCCCGCCUCUGGCACCCGAGUCACGAGGAGCUCGAGCAGGACAACAUCCACAGGCAGCGGCUGGCCGCCAAGGAGGGUCUGUCACUCUGCUGAGGCGCCAUCUAAGUGUACACUAUCGUCAGUGCUCGGACGAUACAGUUCACUUCAAAUGAAAACAAUCUCUUGUUACUCACGGACCAGGUGUGGUUUUACAUAGCUAGUCUGUGCUAACAUUUUCGACAAAAUUAUGAUAUCCUGGUCUUUGUGGUGGUGUUUUGCAUUUUUGUAAAUAUCUGUUUAUGAAGUAAUGUUUUGUUUUUGUUUUUUUACAUUGUAAUGGUUUAUAAAUACAGGAAAUACUGUAAACCCUG
Clarias gariepinus (North African catfish) is the source of this 1416-nucleotide messenger RNA. RefSeq names its product transcriptional adaptor 1 (gene tada1). Gene Ontology annotation, molecular function: transcription coactivator activity. Lineage: Eukaryota; Metazoa; Chordata; Actinopteri; Siluriformes; Clariidae. The transcript is spliced from 8 exons. The coding region runs from base 152 to 1159 and encodes 335 amino acids. The record is from RefSeq and is a predicted model, not a curated record. Gene Ontology annotation, cellular component: SAGA complex. Gene Ontology annotation, biological process: regulation of transcription by RNA polymerase II.